ACACCCGGACUGCCCGGAGCGGCGGCUGCUCCGCGUCCUCCUCUUUCCUGGCUCCCGCUGCUCCUGCUUCGGCUCCGGAUCCCUCGGCUUCGGCUCUUCACUGUACAAGUAAGCAACUACAGAGAGGAGACAAAGACAGAUUGCUUGCAUAAGAGGAUCUUCAGUUAAGAAAGAACAGUCGACCAAAGUGUGGGACAGAUCCAUGGAUUUGUUGAUGACUUUCACGUGGAUUAUAAUUUAGCCUGUGGCGAUCUGCUGUGGUCCGUAGGAGAACAGACCAUCCACCUUUCUGCUGCUUUUCUGUUCAAGCUGAAAUCCUAAGCACACACAGAAGCCAUCUUGCAACAUGAAGCCACCUGGCAUGCGGGAAGAAGAUGCCACUUAAUCCAUAUGACUGUGGAGAAAAAUCUGAAAAAUUCUUUCCCCCUUCAUUUCAUUCUUCACCCUCCAAAUUGCCAACAACAAAAAGAUUGGGGGAGAGGUUUCUGUGGGAAGGAGGAAGAAAAAAAUCUCCAAAGGUUAUCCAAAAUAUUGCAGAGGCACCUGUUGUAUAUGAAACUGCAGGACGUGUUGUAAUGGCCUUGGAAGCGCACUGAAGACGGACCUUGCCCCCUCCCCGCCAUCAUUUGUGAUUGGUACUGUUAGUAUUGUGGCGGUGCGUUGUUUUCCACCGUGAGUGGGCUUGCUGCUUUAUCUGGUCUCCUCUUUGUUAAGAAAAAAGAUGUCCGAAACUGGCUCUCAUCAAGACGCCAGUUCCAAGCCAGGCCUAUUGGAAAAAAACAAGAACCCAGAUGACUCUCAGCCGUCAGUCAAUUCAGAAAGGAGGAACAAAAGUGGGAUAAUAAGCGAACCUUUGAACAAAAGUCUUAAGAAGUCUCGACCACUCUCCCACUACUCCACUUUUGGUAGCACCAGCUCAUUAAGUGAACAUUCUGAGAAAGGUGCCCCCGUCGCCAACGGCAAUGAAGCAACUAUGGAUAAAAGCAAUUCUACCUCAAAGCACAAAAGCAUCUCCGACAUGCUGAGCAAAUCAGAUAUUUCUGCAGAAGGACAGAGCAUCUUGCAACAGUUUGCUCAGUCGACAGAGCUGCUCAAAAGAGUAGUCCAGGAGCACAUUCCCCUGCCUAAUGACCACGGGACGGGCAUCUCAGACAUGGAAGCCGUCUCGGCUGCAGAGACAAUGAACAGCCCAUCUGAUUUUCCUUACCUGGGGGCUUUUCCUAUCAACCCUGGCCUUUUCAUUAUGACCCCUGCUGGCGUAUUUCUGGCAGAGAGCGCACUCCAUAUGGCUGGCUUAGCAGAGUACCCAAUGCAGAACGAAUUGGCAUCUGCCAUCAAUUCAGGGAAAAAGAAACGGAAACGGUGUGGCAUGUGUCCUCCUUGCAGAAGACGGAUAAAUUGCGAGCAGUGCAGCAGUUGUAGGAACCGUAAAACUGGGCACCAGAUUUGCAAAUUCCGAAAAUGUGAGGAACUUAAAAAGAAGCCUUCUGCUGCACUGGAGAAAGUGAUGCUUCCUACAGGCGCUGCAUUCCGGUGGUUUCAGUAGGAACAAGAAUCCCAAAGCUCUGUCAUCCAGUGCAAUGUCACUGCUUGCUUGUGUUGUCUCAGGCAAGGCCUUUUUUGGGCGGAAAUGAAUGGAUGCGCCUGUGUCUCCUUUAGAACCAAAAAAAUUUUCUCGCAGAUUUCAUUCCUGUUUUUAUAAUUUUUUUGGCAUUUGUUUUAACAUCUUCGAGUACUAGUAAAAAACAAACAUUAACUGCUUUUCAAAUAAUUUUUUUAAAAGAAUCCAUAAAGUAACAAGACAUUAUAGAGUAUGGACAAUCAAUUUAUUUUCCUGUGUUUUGGUGUUGAUGUUGUUUAUGUGUGGAAGAUGCAGUUUUUGUGUAGAGAAUGUAAAUUUACAGUAACCUUUUAAAUCUAGUUACUAAUAAGCACUACUGUAAUUAGCACAGCUGUUUAUUCAUUCAUAUUUUUGUUUGAUUAAUUUCCAUCAUUAAAGAAAAAUAGUGUGGCUAGUUUCUAGAAUCGCUCAACUUAAUGUUUAUAAAUGAGAAUAUGUUUAAAAUAAGGUAGUUUCCCUUUCCCUAACAUACACAUAAGAUUAAGGUUUAAUCAGCAAAAUGUUUGGUAUGAAAAAGUGGAAAUGUACUGCAAAACUGGCAAGUUUUUAAAGCAAAGCAAAAUAAUAAUUAAGUUUAGACCAAGAAGAACUGCACACUAGAAUAAACCUGGAAUUAACUGCAAUUAUUCUCUUUUAGAAAAACAUUACUGGAAUUCAGAUAUAAAGCUAUUGCAGAACCCCUGUUGGAAACAUAUAUGAGUCUUUUUCUUCUGUUCAAAGCCCUUGUUUCCCUGCUUUCUGACCAUCACUAACUGAAAGGCUGUUUGUAAUGUUCUAGCGAUUCAGGCUGUUUUGUGAAUAAAAAUGAAAGCAUGUUUUGUG
Messenger RNA from Podarcis muralis (Common wall lizard), 2443 nucleotides. RefSeq names its product CXXC finger protein 5 (gene CXXC5). NCBI's taxonomy places the organism in Eukaryota, Metazoa, Chordata, Lepidosauria, Squamata, Lacertidae. Gene Ontology annotation, cellular component: nucleus. The record is from RefSeq and is a predicted model, not a curated record. Gene Ontology annotation, molecular function: methyl-CpG binding; zinc ion binding.